AUGGACACAACAAAGCUAUUAUCUCUGUUAAGAACAAGCAUUAGCUCUAAGUCACUGUUAAAAGGCAAACUAAUCCACCAAAAAGUAGUCACUUUAGGCCUCCAAAACAACAUAGCCUUGUGCAAAAACCUCAUCAACUUCUAUUUCUCUUGCCACUACUAUCACUAUGCCAAGCUUAUUUUCAAAACCUUAGAAUAUUCGUUAGACCUUUCUUUAUGGAAUGGCCUCAUGGCUGCUUAUGCUAAAAACUAUAUGUUCAUUGAAGCCCUUGAGGUUUUUGAUAGGUUAGUGCUGCAUCCAAUUUUGAAACCCGAUAGUUACACAUACCCAAGUGUGUUAAAGGCUUGUGGUGGAUUAGGGAGAGUUGGUUAUGGCCAAUUGAUUCAUACCCAAUUGAUAAAAACUGGGUUUGUAUUGGAUGUUGUUGUCGCUAGCUCUCUAGUGGGGAUGUACGCAAAGUGCAAAAGGUUUGACUAUGGGAUUAAAGUGUUUGAUGAAAUGUCUGUGAGAGAUGUUGCAAGUUGGAAUACUGUUAUUUCUUGUUAUUACCAAGAGGGUCAAGCUGAGAAAGCGUUGGAGUUGUUUGGGAAGAUGAGGGAUUCUGGGUUUGAGCCCAAUUCGGUGACGUUAACGAUGGUUAUUUCAUCGUGUGCAAGGCUUUUUGAUUUGGAAAGAGGGAAGGAGAUUCAUGAGAAAUUUGUGAAAGAAGGGAUUGCUUUUGAUAGUUAUGUUGGUUCUGCUCUUGUGGACAUGUAUGGCAAAUGUGGUUGUUUGGAGAUGGCUAGAGAGGUUUUUGAUCAAAUGCCAGUGAAAAAUGUUGUUGCUUGGAAUGCGUUGAUAGCAGGAUACAGUUCAAAAGGUGAUAGCAAAUCAUGCAUUGAGCUUUUUAGGAGGAUGAAUGAGGAAGGAGUUAAGCCAACUCUUACUACAAUGAGUUGCAUAUUAAUGUCUUGUUCUAGAUCAGCCAAACUUGAACAUGGUAAAUUCGUACACGGAUAUUUAAUAAGAAACAGAAUACAUGCUGAUAUUUUUAUAAAUAGCUCACUUAUCGAUCUUUAUUUUAAAUGUGGAAGUGUUAGCUCAGCUGAAAAUGUCUUUGAUAAGAUGAGCAAGACAAAUGUCGUUUCUUGGAAUGUUAUGAUCUCAGGCUAUGUGACUGUUGGUGAUUAUUUUAAAGCCCUUGCUCUCUAUGGUGACAUGAAAGAAAGUGGUGUAAAACCAGAUGCUAUAACAUUCACUAGUGUUUUACCAGCUUGUUCACAGUUAGCAGCCUUAGAAAAGGGAAAAGAGAUCCACAAGUAUAUUGCUGAGAGUGGGCUAGAAGCCAAUGAAAUAGUCAUGGGGGCUCUCCUCGACAUGUAUGCUAAAUGUGGUGCUGUGGAUGAAGCGAUUAGUGUAUUUAAUCAAUUACCUGAGACAGAUCUUGUGUCAUGGACUUCUAUGAUCACUGCUUAUGGGUCUCAUGGUCAAGUUUUAGAGGCUUUGAAGCUUUUUGAUGAAAUGCAGAAAUCCAACGCAAUACCAGACAGUGUCACUUUCCUUGCAGUUUUAUCAGCUUGUAGCCAUGCUGGAUUGGUUGAUGAAGGUCGUAAUUAUUUCAGUCAAAUGACCUCUGAGUAUAAUAUUAAGCCUAGAAUUGAACACUACUCCUGCUUGAUUGAUCUUCUUGGACGUGCUGGAAGAUUACAUGAAGCUUACCAAAUUCUAAAAAGCACAUCAGAGAUUAAGGAGGAUGUCGGGCUGUUAAGCACACUAUUUUCUGCAUGCCAUCUGCAUCAAGAUACAGAACUGGGAGAGAAGAUUGCAAAAUUGCUCAUUGAGAAGGACUCUGAUGAUCCAUCAACUUAUAUUGUCUUGUCAAACAUGUAUGCAUCUGUCAAGAAAUGGGAUGAAGUACGAAAGGUAAGAUUAAAAAUGAAAGAGCUUGGUUUGAAGAAGAACCCUGGUUGUAGCUGGAUUGAGAUUGGGAAAAGGAUUCAGCCUUUCUAUGUAGAAGAUAAGACACAUCCACAAGCAGAGAUGGUAUAUGAAUGUCUUAUGAUUUUGGCAAGUCACAUGGAGAAAGAUGAGUUGCAGCCCUCUUAGAAGUCAGCUAGAAAAUCCACUAUCUAUCAGCACAAUUUGGUUUUCACAUAGGAAAAGGCUCCUUGAGGAAGAUGGUUGACAUGAAAGUUGUGUCAAGAAUUCUAAGGACACGAUUUAAAUAGGGGCAAAUACAGGAAUGCAAAAACUCUCGGAGCAUUUGAUCCACCUUCUAAAGUUUAGUCUGCACGAGGGGCAGAAAAUGAGCACCUGAACUCAUGUCAAUGACAACACCUAAAUUGAAGUUCAAUAAGGAAAGCAUUAUAUAUGAGAGUAUGAUAUAGUAUGUUCGAGUCAUCCCCCUAUUUGAUUGAUUAAAGCUGGAAAUAACGCCCACUAAAGUACAGUCAAGCGAAUGCUUCCCCCAAACAAACCAUUAAAGGAAAGGCUCAACAAAGGGAGAUUCUGUCUGAAAACCAGGAAUCCUGAAGAAAAUGGACUUAUUCUUGAAUGGUUUCCUUCAUUUUCCCGAAAAAUCUUACCAAGUAAUUUGUUAAGAAAUUUUAAUGUUUUUUGUAAAGCUGCAAAUGAUAC
Pistacia vera is the source of this 2616-nucleotide messenger RNA. Its product is annotated as pentatricopeptide repeat-containing protein At5g27110-like. Gene Ontology annotation, biological process: RNA modification. Lineage: Eukaryota; Viridiplantae; Streptophyta; Magnoliopsida; Sapindales; Anacardiaceae. The record is from RefSeq and is a predicted model, not a curated record. Gene Ontology annotation, molecular function: RNA binding; protein binding. The transcript has a single exon. The coding region runs from base 1 to 2085 and encodes 694 amino acids.